AUGCACAAAUACGAUGGAAAAUUUAAAAAACACUUAAUUAAAAAUCAGUCAAAGAAAAUUAAAAGUCUGCAAGAAGAACAGAAAAAACAGGAGAAGCAACAACAACAAAUACCUAAUGAUAUAGAAGAACAUAAUAAUUUAACAACGGUAAAAACAAAUACAGAUAAUGUAGUUAAUAUAUCAAAAGCAAAAUUAAAUGAAAAAUAUUUAGCAGUUCUAUCAAAAGGACUUGAAUUUGUUCCAACUCAGAAUAGUAUCAACGCCAAAACUACAAUUACAAACUGUGAAACAUCAUUAAAUUCAACGCCACAAAUAGUUAAGAAAGCAGCAAUAUCACAAAUAACAGCAUUCAUCAAUACAUGGAAAAAACGAAAAAAAAAAUAA
Messenger RNA from Rotaria socialis, 384 nucleotides. NCBI's taxonomy places the organism in Eukaryota, Metazoa, Rotifera, Eurotatoria, Philodinida, Philodinidae. The record is from the annotation of a GenBank genome assembly.